AUGAUCAUGCCCGGCCGCUGGUCCUUCAACGUCCUGGCGGUCCUUUUCCUCCUGCUGUCCACCGCAGCUCUCUCAGCGCAUUUCCGUGUGUGUGAGCCCUACUCCGACCACAAGGGGCGCUACCACUUUGGUUUCCACUGCCCACGGCUCUCUGACAACAAGACCUACAUGUUCUGCUGUCACCAUAACAACACAGCGUUCAAGUACUGCUGUAAUGACACUGAGUUCCAGAAGGUCAUGCAGGUCAACCUCACCACCAGCGCUGAUGGGUUUGCACAUAAUAACUACACGGCUCUGGUUGGUGUGUGGGUGUACGGCUUCUUCGUGAUGGUGUUGUUGGCCCUGGACUUCCUCUACUACUCAGCCAUGAAUUACGAGCUGUGUCGUGUGUACCUGGAGCGGUGGGGGCUGGGUGGCCGUUGGCUGAAACAGGCCAGGAGUCAGUGGCACAGCGUGGCCCAGGAAGGAGAGCAGGCGUCUGGGCCGAGUGUGGGCCACAACCUCCCUUCCCAGCGACAGCAGCACCAUCACCCACUCCAUCACCCCAGACACAGUCUGAGAGGAGAGACCCAAAGCCCCACACUCAUGGCCUUCCAGACCUCCACCGCCUGGUGA
Messenger RNA from Chanos chanos (milkfish), 615 nucleotides. It is a transcript of the gene shisal1a, whose product is annotated as shisa like 1a. Bases 1 to 615 code for a protein of 204 amino acids. The record is from RefSeq and is a predicted model, not a curated record. The transcript has 3 exons. NCBI's taxonomy places the organism in Eukaryota, Metazoa, Chordata, Actinopteri, Gonorynchiformes, Chanidae.